This is a messenger RNA of Brenthis ino (lesser marbled fritillary), 390 nucleotides long. NCBI's taxonomy places the organism in Eukaryota, Metazoa, Arthropoda, Insecta, Lepidoptera, Nymphalidae. The record is from the annotation of a GenBank genome assembly.
AUGACUUAUGGAAAAGACAUCACUCGUAAUUGGAACACAAACAUUGAAAGCAAUGGGCAUUCUAUGUUUCAAAUCAUGACAGAAAAUAGAAAAAGGUCCCGCGAAGAUGAUGUAUGUGAAUUCAUGCCUUUGUCAAAGAGAAUCAACAAUUUACAUAUAAACAAUAAUUUGACUAGUCCACCUAAUUCCCAAUCUUCUGAUUCUAAUCAAAGCAACGGGCUCAAUGUUGAAAAUGGUAUAUCAUCACCAAGUUCAUCUUCAGAAUCAGAUAGAAGACCUAGCUAUGACCCAGGAAUUAAUUCUUCUGAUAGCAGAUAUUAUUAUGAGAAUAAGUUACUUUUCGAAUUGCAUUUAGAGAGAAUACAAAGAUCAGGGCAGCAGUAUCCAUUU